ACCAAAAUUCUGUAGAAUAAAGUAUAUUGAAAAUCUUGUUGAGUUUUAUGUUAAUUUUUAUCCCUCUAGUGUAGUGUUAACACUUCCUUUAAAGACUACAUAAGAAAUAAAUAAAUUUUAUAUAAUAUCAACGCAAAAUUUAGUUCAUAUACAAAAAAAACAAAGUAGGACCUUAUGUUUGUAAAUUAUUACUUUUUAAUAAUACAUCAUUGACAGUACAUAUAGAUGAUUUAUUUGCAUAACAAUUGUUUUGCAUACCUUGAAGGAAUAUUUUAUAUUGAGUGAAGAUUAAUAUUAAGUUUACUAUCCAAAGAGUAAUGGGUUAAAAAUGAAGCUUUACAAGUUAAUAGUACAUCAAAAGACCUUUAGUGAAGAAGAUUUAAUAAUUAAUCCAAAAGAUCAUCCUGGAAUAAAGACUGGAGAUGUUGUUGAAAUUUAUCAGCCAGAAGUUGAAUUUAGCCGGCUUCUUCUUCAAGUCACCUCCUUCAAAGAAGAUUUACAAGGACGUGAAACAAUUAGUGUAGAAAAUAAUGUAGCAACAAUGUUUCAACUGAGAACAUUUGGAGAUGUUUAUAUGAAUGUUGUAAAUCCAGAUGAUGUAGCCUUGGAUUCUGUUGAACUUACCUUCAAAGAUCAAUAUCUAGGCCGUAGUGAAAUGUGGAGACUCAAAAACAGCUUGGUUAACACUUGUGUAUAUAUGAACAAAAAGAUUGAAUUUUGUGGAGGCUGCAUAAGAUGUCAGGUAUAUGAAAUGUGGUCACAGGGUGAUAGAGUUGCUUGUGGUGUUAUAACCAAUGAUACUAAGGUUGUAUUUCGUUCUUCAACUAGCAUGGUCUACCUUUUUAUUCAAAUGAGUUCUGAAAUGUGGGAUUUUGACAUUCAUGGUGAUUUAUAUUUUGAAAAAGCUGUUAAUGGAUUUUUAGCUGACUUGUUUCAAAAAUGGAAAAAGAAUGGCAGCAAUCAUGAAGUAACAAUAGUUCUAUUCUCAAGGACAUUUUAUAAUGCCAUCAAUUUGGAAGAAUUUCCAAACCAUAUGCGCGAAUGUUUACAACAUGAUUAUAGGGGAAGAUUUUAUGAAGAUUUCUAUAGAGUAGUUGUACAAAAUGAAAGAUUUGAAGAUUGGAGUAAUGUGUUGGUACAGUUAAGAAAACUAUUCACAGACUAUCAAAAGAUUGUAUUAGAAUAUCAUCAAAAACCGGGCGUUACUAUACCAAAAGCAGUGAAUUCAACAGCUGCACAAGGCAAUUUUUUAGAAGUUUUAAACAUGUCCUUAAAUGUGUUUGAGAAACAUUAUUUAGAUCGUAGUUUUGAUAGAACUGGUCAAUUAUCAGUAGUAAUUACACCUGGUGUAGGUGUAUUUGAAGUUGACAGAGAACUAACAAAUGUUACAAAACAAAGAAUUAUUGAUAAUGGUGUUGGUAGUGAUUUAGUGUGUGUUGGAGAACAGCCAUUACACGCAGUUCCUUUAUUAAAGUUUCAUAAUAAGGAUACAUCCAUCAAUGCACCUGAUGAUUAUAGUAUGCCACAUUGGAUAAACCUUAGCUUUUAUUCAACAAACAAAAAAAUUCCUUAUUCAACAUUUAUACCUCGUAUAAAACUUCCGCAAAGGGUAUCAAAACAACCAGUGGAAAACGGCAAAUUACAAUGUAAAAAUAAACUAUUACAAGAAGAUCCAAGAGAAUGUCUGCACAAUACCCUAUUUGACUAUGAUGCAUAUGAUGCACAAGUUUUUCAAUUACCUUCAGUUCAUACCUCGAGUUUGCAACGGGUUACAACAAGAACCAAAAAGACGAGUGUUGCAAGUAUGGAGACACACAAUACCGUGCAUAUGUUAAAACUAAAGAGAAAAAUGUCAGAUCCUGACAUUCAUCAUCCACCGCCUGAAUCACAUUCACCUCCAACUACAACAAGGAGUGCGGCAAUCUCAAUACCUCACAGAACAGAUAAUAUCAGUGAAUCUAAUGGAGAAAUUAAUGAAUCAAGGACGUCGGUGAAAAGUGAUUUAACAGAUUCUGAAAUAUCUCCACCAUUCAGGCCAGUUGUUGGGAGUGCCGGAAGUCCAACAAAUACAAUAUCACAACCAACAAGUAUUAGACCUAGUAGAGCACUUAUCAAUCCUUUUGAUCCGUCUCAUGUUACAAUUAAACUGACUAGUAACAGACGAAGAUGGACACAUAUUUUCCCUAAAGGACCAACAGGUGUGCUUAUACAGCAACAUCAUUAUCAGGCUGUACCAACACAAAUGUGUGCAGGUUCACAAUCCGAUGCCACUUCCACUUUAAGCGGAUCUCCCUUGGAACAUAAUGAUAUCUCUAAUUCAAAUCACUUUCAAGAUCACACAAAAGGUAAACCCCAGAGGUUAAAUCUUUCAUUAUCGAGCGGUGAUAAGAGCGGACAUCCAAUAUCUUCUACCGGGAAUAAGUCAUUGACAUUAUUAUGGGGUGCUACUGGUGAACAAGAAUGGACACCAGCACUUACAACAGGCGUAGAUUGGAAGUCGUUGACAAUUCCAGCAUGUUUGCCCAUUACCACAGAUUACUUCCCAGAUAAAAGAAGUCUGCAGAACGAUUAUGUUGUAUCAGAUUAUAAUCUUCUACCUGAUGAUGUUAACACAGAUUUCGCACAACAACGAGCGAUAUAUAAAAAGCCUUUAACAACUGCGGAAGUGUUUAAAGAGCUUGUGUCGCAACGAUUAGCACAGGGUUUUCAAUUAAUUAUCUUGCCGCAAAAUAAUAAAAAUCAAAGCAAUACACCAGGUAGUAAUGCUAUCCCAGCAAUAAGUUCUGUUAUGCGGGGGCGGCAAAUAGAAUCAGAACCCAAAGAGGAAUAUUUGUUAAGCAUUGGUAGGAUAUUUCAUAAAAUAUCUUUGUUUGACAAUUGUAUAACGGUUACUAGAUAUCGUCCAAGGCAUCCUUAUCCUCCAUUCAAUAUUCAUUAUCUGUACCGAUUUCAUGCACCCCAUCAUGACACGUAUGAAGUUUCUUGGGUAUCUUUUACAACGGAAAAACUUGAAAAUUAUAAUUGGAAUUAUUUAGAUCAUUACAUUUGCACUAGAGGUCAUACUGAUUUUUUUUUAGUAGAGGCACUUAAAUAUUGGAGAUUUCGAGUUUUUCUACUACCCUUACAUAAUUCAGCAACUCGAAAAUUUUUAGAGGGAUCAUCGAGAUGUGACAUAUACACACCUCUCACUACUUCCGAACAAGUUUCCUUUAUGGACGGGUUUCUGCGUUUCAUCGAAUUAUGGCCAAAUAAAAUACGACGUCCGAAUCCAAACAAAAAUUGGAAUCCUUCAACUCUAGGUGGUGUUCCUCAGAGAGAUUCCGCCUCUCACUUGACCAGACGCAGGCACAGCACGAGCCUGAUUUUCCUCACUAACCAGACCAGUCUAGUUGGCAGUUCUCCCUUCAGGGAGAGACUUGGAAGCAAUCGCCUACCAGAGAAACCAAGACCAAGGUCAGGUUCUAAGGUGAUGGAUAGAGGUAGAGUCUCACCAGCGAGUGAAGCUGUCCUACCCCUUUCACUCGAGCAACAACAAGAUCAUUUUGACUCUAAUGAAGACAGUGCAAAUAUGGAACUGACAAAAUUGAAGAACACCGCGCCAAAUACUGAAAUUCUAGAGGCAAUGAAACAUCCGCAAACUGGUGUAGGAUUUCUCACACACCACCCAUCUCUACCGAGUCAAACAUUUGUUAGCGCUGACGCGGUACAAUGGUUAAAUAAUCACAUAGAGGGAGGAGUAACGGUAGAAGGUGCUAUUAACAUCAUGAAUGGCAUGAUACAAGACAAAUUAAUAUGCCAUGCAUCCGGUGAUUUUUCCAAACCGUUUAUUUUAGGAUUUUACUUGUAUCACAUAGUACAAGAUAAAGAAAACCAAAGAGGAGAUUACUUUUCGCCUUUGGGUGAUUUGCAAAGUUUCGAAAACGAGUGGGUGGAGGUCGAAAUUAAAGCGCCAAAAGGGUGGUGUGAGCCUACUUCCCCAGGAACACUUCCAUCAGUAACAUCUCCGAUGACUAUACCUAGCUGCGAUACCGUUGACGAAUCAAAUGUACCAUCAUUUCUCAAGGAUGAUUUAGACUUACUAAGUUUCGAGGAUGACAGAGAUUGGCAAAUUCCAUCAUAUAAGCAUACUCAUUUAGACAUUGACAUAAAUAAUAGAAGCGAUAGAAUUGAAUGGGGUCAUUUAAGGUAUCAGUCUAUAUACAAAGUGGAUCAUUCGUAUGAACUUGUGGUACAAUGGGUAGCAUCGUCUGGUAGCAUAGUUGCUGAUCUCAUAUUUGUGUGGCAACGUAAAGCCCAAAUGUGUGGAAUUCAAAUGGUACCUAUCCCUAGUGAUCUGUUAGCACUACCGUUCACUUUGAAAAGUGAUCCUUUAAGGGGGCCUAUUUUUAUACCACUAAACACGGAGUGUCUUUUGGAAAACAAACAACAUGUCUUUGAAGAAUUUCAAGAAGACACGCACGCACAAAGACUUUACCUACUUCAAGAAGCAAUUGUACAAAGAUUUGGCUUUGUUCCUUGCUUGAUAGAAAGUACAGAGAACGACCAUCAGUAUGUUCAUAUGACUGGCAAUGCAUUUAUACUGAUUCCUUCUACAUCAAAUACAAAAUCACGUCCACGAACUGCUACAAAUAUUGUAAGACGAAAUACAGGACAGAAAGGAUAUCCGAUUCAUUCUGAACAGCCUAGUCCCCAUGAAGCUUAUAUUACAAGGCACGUCAGUGGGAAAAAUAAAGAUGAUUACAGUAAGGAUAAAAGGAUUGGAUUUCUUUGGUCAUGGAAUCAUAUGGUUAGUCGAAAAUGGAAAUCGUCAUCUACCUUAGCCGGUGACGAAUUAUUUCAGAAGAAACUCAUUCAGGAUUUUAGACACUUUUGUUCAAACGGGGAUAAUAGACUGAGACAGUUUUGGGAAUCUUGUUGGGAAAUAAAAGAAAAAUCCUGCACAAAAACAUCAUAAGGUAUCAGAAUAAAAAAUAUCAUAAUAUAUAGCGUAUUGUUUUAUAAGCUUGUAGUUUAAUUACCACAAUCACGAAAUUUAAUUUCGCCAUAAUUAAAAAAUUAGUACCUCGUUUUUUACGGUUAAAGAAUCAUUUUAAAUGUAAUAUGUACUUGUGAUACGAUUAUUAUUAUGAUAACGAAAGUAUGUACAAAUUAAAAAUAUUUUCUAAUGCUUGAAAGAUAUGAUGUAAAUGGAUUUAAAAAGCAAUGUUUGUAAUAUAUAUUUCGAGUUUACUUAGUUUGCAUAAGACGUAUAUUGUUUUUACGAAACUAGAAAUAAUAAAUUUAUAAUUUUUGUUACGAAUACGUGUAUUUAUAAAUUUACGAUAAAAAAGAAGGAAUGAAGUUAUAUUAAAGAAGGUUUGCUGAUUAAUCUAAAAAAAAAUCUUAAACGUGUUUCAAACGAAAAAUAUUGACAAAUUUUUGCACACAUAAAUAUGCAAUGUCAACUUCUAUAUUUGAUGUCACGAGAGUCCAUAACUAACAAUAAGACGCUCAGGUUGGAAGAUGGUGGGGGAACGCAGCGAGCUCUCCGCCAAUCGCUUUUCACUUCCUCUGGAAGUA
This is a messenger RNA of Osmia lignaria (orchard mason bee), 5559 nucleotides long. The record is from RefSeq and is a predicted model, not a curated record. Lineage: Eukaryota; Metazoa; Arthropoda; Insecta; Hymenoptera; Megachilidae.